Messenger RNA from Heterocephalus glaber (naked mole-rat), 3733 nucleotides. RefSeq names its product biorientation of chromosomes in cell division 1 (gene Bod1). NCBI's taxonomy places the organism in Eukaryota, Metazoa, Chordata, Mammalia, Rodentia, Bathyergidae. The record is from RefSeq and is a predicted model, not a curated record.
CCUCCUCUGCCGCCGCCGCCGCCGCCGCCCUCUCCCCCACCGCCUCCGCCGACACCACUGCUUUGGCCUCCUCCGCCGCCGCCCCCACCGGCACCUCCAUCGGUGCCUCCGUGGGGGCCUCUGUCUCCUUUGCAUAAUCUAGGCCCUCAGCCUCGGAGAAAAAGCCGUACAGAGUUUAUCUCGCGGGCCCGGGGCGCAGGCAUGGCAGAUGGCGGUAGCGGCGGGGGAACGGGCGCGGUGGGCGGCGGAGCAGCGGGCCAGGCCUCAGCGGGGACAGCGACAGGAGGGACUGGGGCUAGCGGGGCCGGCGGCCCUAUUAAUCCUGCCUCGCUUCCUCCCGGCGACCCCCAGCUCAUCGCUCUCAUCGUGGAGCAGCUCAAGAGCCGGGGCUUGUUUGACAGCUUCCGCCGGGACUGCCUGGCCGACGUAGACACCAAGCCAGCUUACCAAAACCUGAGGCAGAAAGUGGAUAAUUUUGUGUCAACACAUCUGGACAAGCAGGAAUGGAAUCCUACAAUGAACAAGAACCAAUUGCGAAAUGGUCUGAGACAGAGUGUGGUUCAGUCAGGCAUGUUGGAAGCAGGAGUGGACAGGAUUAUAUCUCAGGUGGUGGAUCCAAAACUAAACCACAUCUUCAGGCCACAGAUAGAACGAGCAAUUCAUGAGUUCCUGGCAGCCAAGAAAAAAGAAGCUGUGCCGGCACCACCUCCAGAGCCUGAAAGCCAGGACCCUCCAGCUCUGUCCCAAGAUACCUCCUAAGAACAGGCCUGAAACCUUUUGAAAGCUCCAUUUAUUUAAUGGUGAAGAAAUGGAUUCCUGUUCUUUAAGAGUACCACUUCAGUCGGCCAGGGUCACCACUGAUUUCAAGAUCUCUGCUUUGACCGUAGCGCAGUGUCCAAAUUGAACAGGCAUCAAGUCUGGCAGUGAGAAAGUUGUUCAUGUGCCCCUGCCUUGUGCCACCACCUGACCAGCCUGUCCAAUGGUGUUACAUUCAGUAGACACUACAGAAUUAUAAACACUACAGUAACCUAAUGUGGUCCUGAAAUGAACUUUUAUGCUUGAACAUGGAGACUACACAUGGGCUUUAGAGUUUGCACUCUCAGAUAAACAGAAACUAUAAUGAAAGAACAUAGUCAGUCCCAAAGGUAACUUCAAAGAAUAAUAGUACAUUUAGGUGGGAGUAGGUAUUUGACAGUGCUUACUUGAUAUUGUGUCUCAGAGUUAAAAAUGUACAAGUUAGAAUGUACAAGCUGAUAACACUGAUAGCCUUAAAAUUGUUAUGACUUUCUUGUAUAUGACUCUUCUAGCCAGUUUCCUUUCCCUUGUCAGGGGUGACAAAACAUACAGCCAUGGAGUGAUGAGGAAGCCAGACAUUAGAUAUAAAGAAAACCACUUUCAGGCUCUUUGUCUAGGCAUCUUUCUGUCCUGCGAGGGCUAGUGAGUAUUAGAAGCUUUCUGUUCUCACGGUUGAAUUUUUAGAAAAGUGAAUGAUCAAUAAAGUGUUUUAUAAUAAAAUCAUUUGAUACUCCUACUUUGCAGCUUCAGUUGAAUGUUAGAUCCUGGUUCUGUGAAGGGGCACCCUUUUCCUCUGCCAUUGUUUUGCAUAACACAUGACUGGCAGCAAUUAGGGCUGUGACUACUUUGAAGCUGGCAAAUGUAGCUAGUCAGGAACAGGUGAUAUCUUUCCUUCCUGAACCAUUACUGAUGCUAGUCACUUGGGGGCAGUACAUUCCUGUCAGUGUUUCUCAGCCUGGGGUGUGCAGCAGUGUCCUCGAGGAUCUUGGGAAGUUCAUAUUCUGGUUUAGAAGUUCUAGGGUGGGACCUGCACAUCUGUGUUUCUAGCGAGCUGAUGGGUUAUGUUGUGCCACUGGGCCUUGGAACCCACUUUGUACAGCAACCCUUUGAUGGUGUCAGAUUACUUAAGACCAUGAAUUCUGGGUUUUUAGAUGAGCCUACUACUGGAUAUUGCUCAUCUCAUUUUUUUGUUGAUGGUACUUGCACAUGUUAAUAAGUACGUCCUCUCCCCUGAGUUAAUAAGCUACACCCCCAGCCCUAAUCUGAUCAUUUUUGACCAUUUAAUAUGGUUCCCUGUUAAAAUGAAUGUUCUACUUGCUCCAUAACCUUAAAUACCCCUAAAUUAUGACUGCACUGCCAAGAAUGUAGCAAGAUCUUUUUGUAGCAUGGGGUAUCAUUUGAAACUGGCCACAGUUCAGGGCAGGUGGCAGUUACAUCUGAAGAGUUGUCAGUUUCCCAUCUCUUAGUGGACAUAAUUCUGUUUCCAGCUGAAGCAGGUGGCUGGCCUUUUCAGUUACAAGAUUCAACACCUAGAAUUCUCAGUCCCAAGAAGACCCUCCAGUCUUCUUCACACUGCUACUAGUAAACACUGCUAGCUCUACCAGUCCUGUGUUUUGCAAAGAAACUUCUCAGACUGACGGGAAUGUCUUCUCCAAGACCAUAGACCCUUACUAGAACACUGCUUCCCGGGAGGGAGAUCUCUGCACAGCUACUUCCGAAUGACCUUCCCAGCCGCUUGUCUCCAACAUUGAUCUUGAUUCAACCAGAAAAAGGUCAAAAUCGGUAAGCUCAAGAGAAAAUGUCUGUUCUGCACACAAAUGCUCAACUGACUACAUUUUGUAUAUUUUUGAACAGGCAGUUGUUAGCUUGUCUUAAGUUGUCUGCUUUUUUUUCCUAUUACUAAAGCCUGGACCAUCUGAUGAGAAGCAACCUUAUUUUCAUAGACUUAAAUAUGGCAAGAUACCAGUUGCUUUAUCAUCAUGUUAUAUCCACUAAAAGUCACCUAGGCUAAAGAUUUUAUUUGAAAAAAAAAAUGAGACAGAACAUUAUCAGACUAGGAAGGGAACUGUAGACAUGUCACUGCUGUUGACGAAAGAACUAGCUUUUUGGCUCUCGGCCAAGUCAAGUGAAAGGGGGAAAGUGCUUAUAUAUUGGCAGGAGCAAAAGGUAUUAGUCAAGACCAAAAGCAGUAGAACCGCUGCAGACAAGAAAGCCAGUCUCUAGCUUCUCAAAUAGCUGGUUGCCAGCCAAAUGUAUUUGCACCCUCAACUGAGGCCUCAUGCUUUGGGUAUUGGUUUAGUUGUGCAGAACCUAGAAAAAGUGUUUAUGUUCUGGGAUAAAAUAAAGUCCCUCCCUAAGGAACUUUAGGCCACCAAAAAUACUUCAUUCCUUAAGUACCCUAACUGUUCACUCCUAAGCAAGAAAGGAGUCUGUCACUGACCUCAAGCUAGUUAGGCUUCUCUCCCUCUGUGGUUAGAAUCCCUACUACCCUGUGUGGCCCAGUGGAGCACAGUGGCAUCUACAGGACAAGAACAGAUGUUAUACGCCCUGGAAAGCCAUCCAAGCCUUAGAGCUGUCAUGGGAACGCCAUCCUCAUUGAGGAUGGGAAUCGGUUGGAGAGGAGGGAGGGUGCACUGUCCCAUUUUGAAAGCCCGGAUCUUUUGCCUGGACCAGCUUCUACAGUUGCUACUGGAGACCAUUGUUGCUGGCCUGUUUCUGGUUUCCAGGUUAAUGUUUCACCAGCAUUGCCAACCCACCAUCUCAACCUAGGAUGAGUUUGAAUUCUGGGUUCUUAGUGAGAUCUGUAGCUUUCAGGGAUGAUUUUAGCCCUUUUUUGUCAUUUUGUCCUAGCUCCUGUUUACUAGAGUCAAGAUGGGGCUUCCCAUGCAUUCCAUAUCACUAGUGUUAUCAAUUGAAUAAAACGUCUACUACUGUCUUA